This is a messenger RNA of Haliotis rubra (blacklip abalone), 1772 nucleotides long. RefSeq lists its product as uncharacterized. Bases 534 to 1517 code for a protein of 327 amino acids. The record is from RefSeq and is a predicted model, not a curated record. Gene Ontology annotation, molecular function: galactoside binding; carbohydrate binding. NCBI's taxonomy places the organism in Eukaryota, Metazoa, Mollusca, Gastropoda, Lepetellida, Haliotidae. The transcript is spliced from 6 exons.
AACGAUUACCGUGUAUCAAACGGGAAGCAGUGGUUGCAGGCUUGUUUGCCUGGUACAAUUAGCUCCGUUCAAACGGCGCUGCUCAAAUGACAAGAAGGGAACGGUGACUGUAUUGACGUUUGAACAAUGAAUCACACAGCUAACACUGUGUGAUUUUGUCGACGUUCUUCUUCAACCAAAUAUUAUUUAUUUGCCUGUGACAAUGAGAUCUAAGACGCUCUACUGUGGACCAGUACAUAAUUUAUUACAAAUGUCAAGUCAUACCGUUAUGGGGGAAUACACAAUCCUUUUUAGCUAAAGACUGGUUUCAUAUGGCCAUCAGGUGAAGAACGUACGUGGAGACAACAACUCACAAGAGGUGCAUUUACUUGUUUCUUGCCUGAAGACAUAAGGACGAAUGGACAUGUCCUGAUUUGACUAUAUUUGUUUUCAGUGGCCAUAGGCUUCAGCUUUUCGGAUACAGUUUGUGGUUUGUUAAACGUUAAUUAAGAAUACAUUUAACUUAUCUUUAUGAUUUCUCAGAAAUCAGGAAGAUGCAUUUUACACUUUUCACCGGAGUCCUUGUCCUAUCUUGUAUAGGAUUGGGUUGUUGUGGCACUUGCUUCGACGCAUCUUCUGUUCUGGAGACAGAUGCACACAUGGAACAUUACGUAUUUAGGAAAGUGAAGUCAUCGUCCGUCUAUUCCUGUGCCUCAGAAUGUCUGAUGUCAUCAGUCUGCAUGUCCUUCAACUUUGAGACCAGAACUCGCACCUGUGGACUCAACAGCAACAGCAGCAAUCAGGUGGCCAUCACAAGCCAACCAGGAUUUCUCUACAGCGACAUCAGCAACUGGCCAAAGUCACUCGCUGGCGCCUGUUCGGAGACUCCUUGUACAGCGUCCAGAUGUCACGUAGAUCGGCUCAGCCGUGCAUCAUGUGAAUCAGAGUUUCAAGGCUGUGGUGCCCCGCCUACUGUUGCCAAUGCUGAGGUACAUUAUGAUGGUGUGUACGAAGGAGCGGUUGCAGUAUACACUUGCGGGGGCAACUUCAUGUUGUGCACCACCCGAAGCAGCAGAAUGUGUCAGUCAACAGGACAUUGGAAUGGUUCUGUCGGCCCGUGCGCUCGGUACAUCUGGGACAUCCCGAGCAGAAACAUCCAGCUGGACUUACCGUGUGGAAAUUCCAGGAACUUCACAGUAGCAGCAAACGUCACGCCUACGGCCAUUGGAAAAGUACACAUGGACUUUCUAAGUGGGGCAAAUAUUCUGUGUCAUAUCGACUUCCGACUGGAUGAUAACACGGUGGUAUUUAGCUCACGCUUCGAAGGUGUUUGGAGAUCGGGGAUUACACUAACGCCAGUCCCAAUGUCAGUGGGUACCGAGUCUCUGGUGGAGAUACGACUGGACCAAGGAAUGUACAUGCUUGCUGUGGAUGGAUCAAGCAUACACAAUUUCACAGACAGGUACCCGAAUGAGAUCAUGGAAGGCCUCUUUAUUAGUGGUGAUGGCAGAGUAACAGCGGCCCGUUACACCAUCUAAUAUUGUUGUCACUUUUGAUUGUCGGCAACUACCAAGCCACUGGCGAAUUUGACGAGUUAGCUUUUUUUCAAAAUAUGAAACCAUUUCUGUGUUGGACUUGAUGUCAAGAAUAGGUGGUUCAACGUCUGUGCUUGUUUUGACCUGUGAAGUUGUUCACAAUAUGCCCUGUUCCACUCAGCAGUACAUGGGUACCAGGCAGGAUGAGAUUGUAUUUUGCCGUUUAAACUUCUUACAGUUGAUGACAUCUAUACUCCG